Naumovozyma dairenensis CBS 421 is the source of this 1143-nucleotide messenger RNA. RefSeq names its product zinc-binding alcohol dehydrogenase family protein. Bases 1 to 1143 code for a protein of 380 amino acids. Lineage: Eukaryota; Fungi; Ascomycota; Saccharomycetes; Saccharomycetales; Saccharomycetaceae. Gene Ontology annotation, molecular function: oxidoreductase activity, acting on NAD(P)H. The transcript has a single exon. The record is from RefSeq and is a predicted model, not a curated record.
AUGCAAUUGAUGGGCUUACCAAAAGAAAUGAAAGCAGUGGUCAUAGAAGGUGACCAUGCAGCAGUAAAGAAUGACGUCAAGAUACCCAUCCUAGAGGAUGGAUGUAUGCUAAUCAAAGUAAUUGCUGUAGCAGGUAACACAUCCGAAUUCAAACAUAUUGAUAUGAAAUUAGGACCUGAAGGAUCCAUCUUAGGUUGCGACGUUGUCGGUGAAAUCCUUCAAUUAGGGUCCGAUGUCAUUAACACCGCUGAAGAACCAUUCAAAGUUGGUGAUAUUGUUUAUUCUUUUAUUCAUGGUGCAUCUAAAUUUAGACCUCACACUGGUGCAUUUGCUGAAUAUGUUGCGGUGGAUUCUGCUACUACUUACAAGGCUCCAGAAGGGUUGUUGAAGAAUGCUGAGGAAGAUCAUUUGGAAGAAGGUCCUGUGAAAACUUUUGAAGGUGCUGCUUCUGUACCCUUUUCAUUGACUACGGCAGGUGCCAUCAUGGUUCAUGAAUUAGGUAAUAAAUUAGAAUGGCAACCUGAAAAACCACAACAUGCUUUCCCCGUAUUGAUUUGGGGUGGUGCUACCGGUGUUGGCCAAUCAUUGAUUCAAUUGGCUAAGAAAUUACAUGCUUAUAACAAGAUAAUUGUUGUUUGCUCUAAAAAGCAUUUUGAAUUAAUGAAAAGUUAUGGUGCGGAUGAUACCUUUGAUUACCAUGAUGAAGACGUUGUUGAACAAAUCAGGACAAAAUAUAAUAAUAUUCAGCAUUUAAUAGAUGCGGUUUCCAAUGAAACAACCAUCCAACAAGUCUAUAAAUGUGCAGCUGAUAAAGUUCCUGUUAAAUUAAUGCAAUUAGUAUUCUUAAAUAUUGAAAACAUCAAGGAAAAAGAUAGGAAGGAUAAUGUAAAGAUUAUCGGUACUAUAAUCUACUUAGUCGAUGGUCUUCCAGUGGAAAUGGGUAGUUUUCAUUUCCCAGCAAAUCCAAUUUAUAGAAGAGAUAUUACUGAAUUUAUUAAAUUUAUUACACCAAGAUUAGCUGAUGGUAGUAUCCAUCAUAUGCCUGUUCGUGUUUACCAUAAUGGUUUAGAUGAUAUGCCUGAAAUUAUUGAUAUUAUUAGAAAAGGUAAGAAUUCAGGUGAAAAAUUAGUUAGUGUACUCUGA